UGCCCUGAACGAAGUGACGUGACAAAGAACGCGUUCGUUUAACGUUAUAAAAAAUAAUAAUCACAAUUCAGUAAAGAAACUUAUUAAACGAGUAAAACCAUUAAAUAUCAAUAAAUAUAGCAAUAAUACUUAAUAAUAAAGUUUAUUAAUAAACUUAUAUUUAAUUACUACAUAUUUUAGCAACACUCUAAACAAUGACGCACAACGGAUAUACAUAUAACUUAAUACUAUUAUUUGGAGUUUGUAUCGCGAGCAUCCGAGGUGACACACCAUGCGACGACAAAAUCAAGGGGACCCAGAUAGUGCCGGACCCGGACGACUGCUCUGGAUUCUACAUCUGUCUCAGCGGGCGCCAUAUCCGGUUGUCGUGCGCGGACAAGGGAGGCGCCCCUAAGGUGUACGACCCGAAGUCGCAGACCUGCGUCCUCCAAGGGUCUGAUUAUGACCACAGUAAAUGUAACUUGCAGAACAAGUGCCUACCGCGCCUGCGGAAGAGGUUCCCGCACGAGAGCAACUGCGCAGAGUACUACGAGUGCACGGGCGGCCCCGAGCCCGUGCAGCAGGAGUGUCCGUACCCGCGUCUGUACAGCCCAGAAUCGAGGGAGUGCCAACUGUACAUGUUUGUCAAGUGCGGACACCGGAAGGAGCUUAAGGAUCCGUGCGACUAUAAAAGCAACCAAUGUGACGGCAUCGGUUGCGUUCCAUGCAGGACGCGCUUUGGCACGUGCGUCGACCAACCGGACGGCCCAAACCCCUGGCAGGACAAGUUGUGGACCCCGUUCUUCGUGCUUUGCAAAGACAGCAGAGUCGUGCUACACGGCGAUUGCCGACAGGGCGGCGAGCUGCAGAUAUUCAACCCGUUAACGCGCAAGUGCACAAAAAUGCAAGACCUGUUUAGGUCGUUCGUACAGGCGCGUUAAUCUCAAGCAGGGACUCUGGAGGGGAGUUAUACGUUAUUGAUAUAAAUAUCUACAUAACUGUCUUAUAAUUGUGAUUGUAUUGAACUAUUGUGAAUAUGUGAAUUAUAAAAGUAUUCAGUAAAAGUAAAACAAUAACUAUUCAUAAUGAUUAAAGUAAAUUAUUUUUUAAUUAACAGUUAAAA
This is a messenger RNA of Dreissena polymorpha, 1102 nucleotides long. RefSeq lists its product as uncharacterized. NCBI's taxonomy places the organism in Eukaryota, Metazoa, Mollusca, Bivalvia, Myida, Dreissenidae. The coding region runs from base 195 to 920 and encodes 241 amino acids. Gene Ontology annotation, molecular function: chitin binding. The record is from RefSeq and is a predicted model, not a curated record. Gene Ontology annotation, cellular component: extracellular region. The transcript is spliced from 3 exons.